Molecule: messenger RNA, 2859 nt
Organism: Exophiala bonariae
Lineage: Eukaryota; Fungi; Ascomycota; Eurotiomycetes; Chaetothyriales; Herpotrichiellaceae
Exons: 2
Coding region: 1-2859 (952 amino acids)
Biological process (GO): tRNA methylation; tRNA wobble uridine modification
Cellular component (GO): mitochondrion; cytoplasm
Molecular function (GO): GTPase activity; protein binding; GTP binding
Source: RefSeq, a predicted model, not a curated record
AUGUCUUCUGAACAAGAAACAAAAACCACUGAAGAAUCUAGCAUCGGCGGUAAUCUUGACGCUGCUGGUUCUGCUGCUGGCUCUGGAAGUGUAGGCCUCGACGCAUCCUCCAAAAAAUCCGAAGAGAAACGGAAACCCAAGAAGUUAGGCCAGAAGUCUGCCGAGUCCACUCCCGCCAAAGGCGACAACCAGGAAAAGGUCGAAGCCAACGGCGAAGUCAACGGUGAAGCCGCUGCCCCCGAAACACCAAAGAAAAUGGAUAACCAAUCUCGCUCCAAAUCACGACAGGGCAGUCGCACUCGUGGUCGAGGAUCGAGUCAACCACCCAGCGACACAGACAGUGCCUAUCGAAGCGAUGUCUCACAGAAAGGCAAACGGAACAGAAACCGCAAUCGGGGCAAAGCCCAAGCUCAGUCACAAGCCCAAUCUGGCGGUGGUGGUGGUGGCGGUCCACUAGGCGCCGUUGACGAAGUAGGCGAGACUCUCGACGGUGUCACAGAUGGAGUCGGAGGCCUCGUCAAUGACACCGCUGGCAAAGCCCUCAGCAAGCCGACCGAAGCUCUUGGUGGCCUACUCGGUAACAAAAAGAAGGGUGGUCAAGAAGAAGGCGAGGAGGAGGACGCGGGUACGAACGAACAAUUGAGACUGAGACUUGAUUUGAACCUGGAUAUUGAGGUUCAGCUCAAGGCGAAGAUCCACGGUGAUUUGACUCUUGGUCUAUUGUAUGUUGUCCUGAAAUCCACAUGCUCGAAAGCUAACGUCUCACAGGAACUAGUGCUUGAUCCAGUACUGUUGUUUUCCCCCUGCGCUGCUUACACUCCUGUCCAAAUUCAACCCGCAUUGCAAUUGCAGAAAGAGGAUGUGUUGCGCUCGACCAUGCAUAUGUGUUCUGGGAGUCUGCUCUCUGUUGUUGUCGUUUUGUUCAAAGACUCUUUCACGGCGUUGAUCUUGUUUCACAUUGGCCUGGUUCUCGAAAUGGCCAGUCUUGUAUGCCUCGGACGGUAUCGUAAGCGGUUGUAUUUGCUCAUCGUCUCAUCGUCAUUGCCAUCCACCCACGGCAGACUGCCACCCCGACCCUCGAUCGUGCCGACGGUCCAGCGACAGCAUGCCUCCUCUUCCCUGAAUCCACCUCUAGGGCGUUGGUCGCCAGAACCAACGAUUACUUCGUCGCUUGAUACUAUCUACGCCUUAUCGACCGCCCCAGGACGGGCCGCCAUUGCUGUGGUGCGCAUCUCGGGAGCAUCAUGCCUCGACAUCUACCGCAGACUAUGUCCCCAGAAGCCCGAUCCUAAGCCAAGAACAGCGACGCUGCGAAAGCUCUACGAUCCUCUCGAAGCGCGACACUCCUCCCCGCGGAUACUCGACAAUGGAGCACUCGUGCUCUACUUUCCUGCUCCUCACACCGUCACUGGCGAGGACAUCCUCGAGCUUCACGUCCAUGGGGGUCCAGCAAUCGUCCGAUCGGUCCUCGAGGGAAUCUCAAAAUGUGGGCGCACUGGCAAAACCAACGAGCGUGUCGUCCGGCACGCCGACGCCGGCGAGUUCACCAAGCGUGCAUUCUACAAUGGAAAGCUGGAUUUGACACAAGCGGAAGCAUUGGGAGAAACCCUCGCAGCAGAAACGGAGCAACAACGACGUCUUGCUGUCAGUGGUGCGGACGGCGGCCUCGCCAAGAGAUACGAGGAAUGGCGCACCAUGUUGCUGUAUGCUCGAGGGGAGUUGGAGGCGUUGAUCGACUUCUCCGAAGACCAGCACUUCGACGAAACACCGGUGGAAUUCGUCAGGACGGUGACUGCUCAAGUGUAUGCAUUGAAGAGACGCAUCGACAUCCAUCUGCAGAACGCUUCCAAAGGCGAAUUACUGCGGAAUGGCAUCAGCAUCGCACUGCUCGGCCCGCCAAACGCAGGCAAAAGCUCGCUGUUGAAUCGAGUGGUUGGUCGAGAAGCCGCCAUUGUCAGUGCAGAAGCCGGAACGACCAGAGAUAUUGUUGAUGUGGCUGUUGAUAUCGGUGGAUGGCUCUGCCGGCUAGGUGACAUGGCUGGUCUACGUGGGGAUGGGACUGUGUCUGAACACCAACAGAGCCAGGUCGGACUUGUUGAGCGAGAAGGUAUUCGUCGAGCUCGAGAACGCGCGUUGAGUUCUGAUGUCGUUGUGGCCAUUCUUCCAAUCCAAGUCGUCGACGGCAGACAACCAUCCGUUGCGAUCAGCGCCGAAGUGGUCAACGCCAUUGAGGAAUGCUAUUCUGCGAACAAGACAAUUCUUGUCGUGCUCAACAAAGUCGAUAUGCUACGAAGCGAACAUUCCAUGGAGGACGCGUAUCAACAGAUCCGCGACGACGUUCGAACAGUUCUUCCCAUGGUUCCCGUCGAACGCAUCUCCUUCAUAUCAUGUAAAGCCUCCAUGGACCCAAACUCGAUGGCGUCUGACCCUGGGGGUAUUCAAGCGUUUCUCAAGCAAUUGACCGGUGAAUUCAGCAACCUGACCACAGCAAUGACAGGCGGAACCACGGAUCGUCUCAGUCCAGGCGAAGCACAGGCCUACUGGGCAUCUUCACUGUCCAUCACACAUCGACAGAGUACCUACCUGAGAGAGUGCAGGCAGCAUCUCAACGACUAUCUUGGGGAUGUGAUGGAUAAUGUGGACAUUGAACCCGAGGCCAACCACGCAAAGCCGCAGGACUACCAUGUCGAUCGGCAUGAUGAUUUGGUUGGCGCCAUGGGCAGUGCUUUGAAUCCUGAUUUCGACAUCGUCACGGCCGCUGAACACCUCCGGUUCGCUGCACAAUGUCUAGCCAAGAUUACGGGCAAAGGUGAAGGAGGCGAUGUUGAAGAUGUACUAGGAGUGGUUUUUGAAAAGUAA